UUCCAGUGUCGAAUAAUAAACAUCUCGUUCACAUCCCGCUCAUAUUUAUUUGGAUAUGCCCAGCUGUUUGUGUGUUUUAACUGUGUGGUAUGUACACACUCCAGCAAUAGCUCUGUUACCCAGAAUGCACCGCUGUAGGGCUGCGAGUAAGCGACUGAGGAGGGGGUCCCACCAGCAACACUGAGUGUAGUUUCUAUUUUAUUAUGUUUAUUAAUUCACUUUUAACCAAGUGCUGACAGGGAGACGAACAAGAAGAGGACCGAGUUUAGAUUUCGUUGCGUGUAUAUCUCGGCCAUGCCUCUCUUCACGUCAAAUCCCUUUGAUCAAGAUGUUGAGAAAGCGACAAGUGAGAUGAACACAGCUGAGGACUGGGGCCUCAUCCUGGACAUUUGUGACAAGAUUGGACAGUCUCGCACUGGGCCUAAAGAAUGCCUGCGAUCUAUAAUGAGGAGAGUGAAUCACAAGGAUCCGCAUGUUGCCAUGCAAGCAUUAACGCUACUUGGUGCGUGUGUGUCAAACUGUGGAAAAAUAUUCCACUUAGAAGUCUGCUCCAGGGAAUUUGCUAGUGAAGUUAGCAAUGUGCUAAAUAAGGGUCACCCAAAAGUGUGUGAGAAGCUGAAGGCACUGAUGGUGGAAUGGGCUGAGGAUUUCCGUAAUGACCCCCAGCUCAGCCUCAUAUCGGCCAUGAUCAAGAACCUCAGAGAACAGGGCGUCAUCUUCCCUGCUGUGGGCUCUCAGGCAGCAGAACAAGCUAAAGCCAGUCCUGCAUUGGUAGCUAAAGACCCUGCAACAUCAACAAACAAAAAAGAAGAAGAAGACAUUGCUAAAGCGAUUGAGCUGUCUCUGAAGGACCAGAGGCAACAGCAGCAGCCUCAGGUCUCUCUGUCUGGCCUCUACCCGAGCACCAGCAGCCUCCUCACAUCUCACAAGGCUGACGGCAGAAAGGUCAGGGCCAUCUAUGACUUCGAGGCAGCCGAGGACAAUGAGCUCACCUUUAAAUCAGGAGAGAUCAUCACCAUCCUGGAUGACAGUGACCCUAACUGGUGGAAGGGUGAGACGUAUCAGGGUGUUGGGCUUUUUCCGUCAAACUUUGUGACAGCGGACCUAACAGCAGAGCCUGAGAUGAUGAAAACAGAGAAGAAGACAGUGCAGUUCAGUGAGGAAGUCCAGGUAGAGACGAUUGAACCGGAGCCAGAGCCUGUCUACAUCGAUGAGGAGAAAAUGGACCAGCUGCUUCAGAUGAUCCAGAGCGCAGACCCAACAGACGACCAGUCGGACACCUGUGAACUCCUGCAGUUGGAGGCUGCUUGCAACCAGAUGGGUCCUCUCAUUGAUCAGAAGUUGGAGGACAUUGACAGAAAACACUCAGAGCUCUCUGAGCUGAACGUGAAGUUCAUGGAAGCGCUGUCUCUGUAUGCUAAGCUAAUGAAUGAAGACCCAGUAUACGCUAUGUAUGCCAAACUACAGAGCCAGCAAUAUUACAUGCAGCAGACCCCAAACGCUUCCCAACAGGUGUACCCUGGCCAGUCCACUGGAGGGCAGUAUGCAAUGGGCAGCACAGCAGUACCAGGAUAUAACGUUCCAAUGGAGCAGCUCUCUGCAAUGAACCAAACAGGAACACAAAUGGCUGGACAGCCAGCUCCCGGUGAUGUCCAUAUGUACAUGGGCCAGCCUCCAGUCUACAGCCCGACACCUGGCAGCAUGCCUCCAGGUGAUGUCCAGUCCUACCAGACCCCAGCCGGCGCUCCAGCGGCCAUGAGCCAGACCCCCGGCUACUCCAUGCCCUCCACCCAGAGCCUCCCUGCUACCGCAGACAACCAACAGACCCCUUACCCUGAGAAAGCCCUCUUAUAGGACCCCUAGAGACUCAUACAAACACACACACACACACACUUACAGUCAUAAACAAGGAACAUUCAGCUCACACAAAGAUAUCUCCUAAAUCGUCUUCUCCUCCUUUUCUUUAAGACACUACAAACAAACACUGAUUCCGAUCAUGACAGGACGUGCCGAUCGUUGACUACUAACCGGUGGUGUUCUCACAGAGCGGUUCUGAUUGAUCUCAUACUUUAUUUUGGUCUCUUUUCUAAGAACAUUUUGUUGAAGGUGAACGUUAAGUUAUACGGUUUGUUUGGCAGCGUCAUUAUAUUAAUAAUCAACUGGACACAAAGAGAGCAUGCUUGUGUUGUACAUAACAUUUCCGUACCGAUAUGUAGGUCCCCAUAGUCCAGUGUUUGUCACAACAGGUCCUGAAGGGGAGGUUACGUCAUUGAGUGUGUGUGUGUGUGUGUGUGUGUGUGUGUGUGUGUGUGUGUGUGUGCGAGAGAGAGUGUGUGUUCAGUCCCUCAACAGUCAUCUCGCCUCUCCUCCAGAACCAUGUAGCGAAACACUGCCAUUGUCUUGACAGUGACCCAUCAGCCCAAUGUCUUUAAGCUCGAUUUUCAGUGUUAAGAAGAUCAGAUGUUUUUAGUGCUUUUUAUUUAUAUUUUGAUUGUCGUUUUGCUGUUUUAAUUGACAGUACUUUAAUAGAAGGAUGUAAUAUUCUGCCUGUGUGCAGAUGUGUAUAUACAAGAGCUCACUUCUGUCUUUAGAGCGUAACGUUCAAAGCAGCUGCUUCUCCUGUAGAAAGGGCACAUGGGAAGUUGAGGAGUAAUGCUGCUCCACAUCAUGCACUUUUAAUUUCCCCUUUUCAUUACCCUCAUUUCAUAUGUGUCCAUUUUAAACAUGCGUUUCCUCCGCUCUCGAAGAAGAAGAACCCGAAUGGCAUUAACCCUGCACUCGAACCUUUCUCCGUUUUUUUUUUUUUUGUUGAUAGAAGUACUCAUGCAAUUUUUUCAAACUCUCCGAGUCCGUAUCCCCUGAGAAUGAAUGAUCAUAGCGCGUGGUAUGAUUGAACUAACCUCUUAUUUUCGUAAGUCCUGCCAAGGGCUGAGACUGACACUAAAGAGAAAAGACGCUGUUGAUUUGAAUCUCCUACUCUAAACUAAGGCAGUACACCACAUCUCUGUCUCUGUGUAGCUCCAGUGUUAUCAGAGUAGUCGUUGACGUUUCAUAGAGAACAUUCUGGGAAAUUGGGACCAUGGGCCAGUUGUAACACCUUAGCAUUUGCACACGGAGAUGAUAAUCCUUACGUCAACCUUAUCCACAGGGAAAAUGACUGUUUUUGGUGUAUCAGUUCUAUGUACCCUGUUGUUUGUAUGUACUAUUUUAAUCAUCUUAAUUAUUAGUAUUCACAAUAAAACUAGGCCAAAUGUACAGCA
Messenger RNA from Labeo rohita (rohu), 3260 nucleotides. It is a transcript of the gene stam, whose product is annotated as signal transducing adaptor molecule (SH3 domain and ITAM motif) 1. Gene Ontology annotation, biological process: protein transport to vacuole involved in ubiquitin-dependent protein catabolic process via the multivesicular body sorting pathway. The coding region runs from base 295 to 1854 and encodes 519 amino acids. NCBI's taxonomy places the organism in Eukaryota, Metazoa, Chordata, Actinopteri, Cypriniformes, Cyprinidae. Gene Ontology annotation, molecular function: phosphatidylinositol binding; ubiquitin binding. The record is from RefSeq and is a predicted model, not a curated record. The transcript is spliced from 14 exons. Gene Ontology annotation, cellular component: ESCRT-0 complex.